CAAUCUAGGUCUGACUUACCAGUGACGUUAGGCAGAGACUGUACGGGCGUGAUUACUGACAUUGGAUCAAAAGUGACACGACUGGAAGUAGGAGAUGAAGUUUGGUUGUCAGUUCCUUUUUGGUGCCAGGGCACUUUGUGUCAAUCCAUGUUGGUUUGUGAAAACAGAGUAGCCAGAAAACCAAAGAAUAUAGGUUUCGAAGGGGCUUGUAGUCUUCCAUAUGCUGGCAGCCUAGCCCUGUCAGCUUUAGCAGAGGCUCGAAUUGAGGCUUUAAACGCUAGACAUAAAAGGGUUUUAGUUCAGGGUGGUUGUACUCCCGUCGGGUGUGUCCUCAUACAGCUUCUGAACCACUGGCAAGCAGAAGUUACCGCUACCUGCUACCAGAGGGCUGUUCCCGUUGUAAAAGCGCUAGGAGCUUCCGACAUGAUAGUCCUUACUGAAAUGGACACUCCUAACGAAACUACAUUUUCAGAAAUCGAUCGACUCGAACAAAACAAUGCCUAUUUGAAGGAGCUUAAAACCAGAGGUGAUUUUUUUGACGUGAUCAUCAAAACAGGUGUGGAAUGCGAUUUGGAUAACCACGACCUAAGUAAUUUUCUCAAGACUGAUGGUACUAUUAUAUCGACACUUCCUCCUGCCUUGACGUCGGAUUCCUAUGGAGUAUUUCGACGAUUAUUACUUUCUUUCUACAUAAAUUUGAAAUACAAAUUACAGGAUUUUCUUGGAUUACCAAAGAACGAUUUCGAUGAAACUCAUAUGUGCUACGUCACGCUGGAUAGAUUGACAGAAUUUGUAGAAGAUGGGUACUUGCAAACCGUUGUAGAUAAAAUAUAUCAACCUCAUGAUAUAGAAAUAGCCUUGCAUCACAUACAGAACCCACAUUCUAUGGGCAGUACUGUCAUAACGUUUAGAUAACAAAAAUGUUGUUUCCAUAGCAUAAAAUCGAUAACUAACAUUGAUAAUUGAAAGUGUGGGAUUGUGAGGCCUAAGUUUUACAACCAGCAACAUGUUUUUUCUCAGAAUUACUUAAAAAAGGAAUUCAGUUUACAACUCAACAGUAGUGCCAUCAAAUGCCCAAUUUGAGGUCCGAGGAUUUGCCAAUGGGGGUGUAUUAAAGUAAUGUAUACUUUGAUUGGAUAUUUUGUAUGAUGGAGGCAGUAAUGUAUUUCGAUCAAGUAUCAUAAUCUUUGUAUGUUUACAUGUUUCAACUCCUCUGCUUAAGGUAGAAUAUUUACUUGUAUUUGUUUUUAUUUCAUUCCAACAUCACUUUAACAAUUAUGUGUUUGAGACAUACUUCUUGUAUAAUAUUCAAAGAAACGAAUCGAUUUCACAAAUUUUUCAGUAACCAUUUCGACAGUGGAAACAACACAGUGACAAAAAGAAUUCGGAAAGAUAAAUUGUGAUUAUGCUUAAAUAGUAAUGUUACAGUCAACUCCAGUAACAUGUUAUUAUGAGAAUAUUGGCAACAGAGCAUAUUGAUUAUACUUUCAAAUAUCCUUGAUAGAUAUCAAAGAAGUUUUGACGUCUAUCGAAGACGUUUGAAAAUAAAGCAAACCAUUUUGUGGAAUUGGCCGCGGUGGUAGUGCGCCCGACUCACGAUCGGAAGGCCGUGGGUUCGAUUCCCGCCUC
Molecule: messenger RNA, 1629 nt
Organism: Leptinotarsa decemlineata (Colorado potato beetle)
Lineage: Eukaryota; Metazoa; Arthropoda; Insecta; Coleoptera; Chrysomelidae
Product: reticulon-4-interacting protein 1, mitochondrial
Cellular component (GO): mitochondrion
Molecular function (GO): oxidoreductase activity
Source: RefSeq, a predicted model, not a curated record